Ogataea parapolymorpha DL-1 is the source of this 2736-nucleotide messenger RNA. RefSeq lists its product as uncharacterized. The transcript has a single exon. The record is from RefSeq and is a predicted model, not a curated record. NCBI's taxonomy places the organism in Eukaryota, Fungi, Ascomycota, Pichiomycetes, Pichiales, Pichiaceae. Bases 1 to 2736 code for a protein of 911 amino acids.
AUGACCACAGUGCCACGAGAUACGCCCGACCAAACAGACGAGACGGAUUUUGUUGAGUUUCGGCUUGCCGGGGACAGCGUGACGGUGGUGGAGCAUGGCCCUGUGCCAAUCGAGCCAGAGACAGAUAGUGGAGACGCUCUGGAAACGCCCGCUCACAAGGACGAAGGCUCGUUCCACAGCACAUCUGACGACGAGGAGUGGAAGGAGAUGGAUAUACAGGUUAAUCACGACGACAUUUACAACAUCCGCGGCGAGAAGAUCGAUACGUUUGUGCAGUCUGCGGAGACGAUAGACAACAAGGCCGAGUCGUCCCAGGGGUACACGCGGAUCUCGGCGCAGGAGGAGGCGGCCAAGUAUUUGGAGAUGAACGAGAAGUUUGAUUUCUUGUUCCAGAACGAAAACUCGAACCUGCGAAAGUUGCGCAACGGCGACGGGGGCUCUGAUGAGGCCAUUGACGAGACAGCUGACGAGACGAUCGACGAGACGAUCGACCCGAGCGCGACGCAGCUCGAGGAGCAGCUGUAUUCGACGCGCUCGAUGCUGACGGAACCCCAGAAAGUGGCGUAUGCCGCGCUGGUCAAGCUGAUCAUUUUCCGACUGCACUUGGACCUGUCGCUGCUGCGAGGAUCCGGUUCGUCGAGCAUUUACAAGAAGAUCGCUGUGGCGCAGAAAUCGUUCACGCGGUGGAGCAUGGGCGUCAUGGCGCAGCUGUACGAGCAUCUGGGCAUCAAGGAGGGCGCCGAGCGCGAGAUGAUUGAGAAGCUGAGCUGCCACGGCAUCGAGGCGAGCGACCUUGUUGGCUGGCUCAACACGAACCUCACGCUCGACAACAAGCUGCGGCCCGAGACGGUGCAGACGAUCGGCGUCGACGCGUCGGAAUCGACGCUCGACAUCGAUAUCCGCUGGACGCUGAUCUGCGACCUGUUUCUGAUCCUGCUGGAGUCGUCAACAUACGACGCGCGGUCGCGGACGCUGCUGCUGCAGUUUGCAACGUCGAUUGGGCUCGAGCAGCUGGCGGUGUUCCAGUUCGAGCGGCGCAUCACCGACGCGCUCGAGAUGGAGGCGUCGAUGGCCCGUCUCAACAAUUCCCAGGUCUGGGACGAAAAAGACAUCCUGGCAGAGCACAAGCGCAAGUACCGCAAGCAGAAACUGGUCAAGAUCGGGUUUGCAACCGUGGCCGGCGGGCUCGUGAUUGGUUUGAGUGCCGGCAUGCUGGCUCCCGUCAUUGGUGCCGGACUAGCUGCUGGGCUCACCACGGUUGGCAUUGGUGGCACCUCUGGAUUUCUGGCAGGUACGGCAGGUACCACCAUCAUCACGUCGACGGGAGUUUUGACCGGCAUGCGGAUCGGCAAUAAGGGCAUGGGACGACGCGUGGGCGCCGUCAACACGUUUGAGUUCAAGCCGCUGCACAACACGGGCAGAGUGAACUUGGUGCUCACGGUGAGCGGGUGGAUGUCGGGCAAAUUGGACGACGUGCGGCUGCCGUUCAGCACAAUCGAUCCUGUCAUGGGCGAUUUGUACUCUCUGCUGUGGGAGCCAGAAAUGCUCACAAGCAUGGGACAGACCAUCAAUAUUCUGGCGUCCGAGGUGCUCACGCAGUCGAUCCAGCAGAUUCUCGGCAGCACGAUCCUGAUCACGCUGAUGGCCGCCGUGCAGCUGCCGAUGAUGCUCUCGAAGCUCGGCUAUUUGCUGGACAAUCCCUGGAACGUGUCUUUGGACCGGGCCUGGAGCGCAGGACUGGUGUUGGCGGACACCUUACGCCGCGGCAAGCUGGGUUUCCGACCCAUCACGCUUGUCGGGUUCAGUCUGGGCGCGCGCGUGAUCUACAGCUGUCUUUUGGACCUUGCCAAACGCGGCGACUACGGCCUGGUCGAGAACGUUUAUCUGUUUGGGUCGCCGUUUGUGGUCAAGCAGGACCAGGUCGCGAUGGCCCGGUCGGUCGUGAGCGGCCGUUUUGUCAACGGGUACUCGAAAAAAGACUGGAUUCUGGGCUAUCUGUUCCGUGCAACCAGCGGCGGUCUGAGCCGUGUGGCCGGUCUCUCGCCCGUCGACGAGGUGGAGAACUUCAAUUGCUCGGAGCUGGUCCAGGGACACAUGGAGUACAGGAAAGUGAUGCCGAAGUUGAUGAAGGAGAUGGGCUGGGAGGUGCUGAACGAGGAGUUUGUAGAGAUCGACCAACCAGACGAGGAGGAAACCAAGCGGCAGCGGAAGCUAGUGCACGAUUUUGAGCAGGCGGCGAAAAACCACGAGGGAGGCAAGUCCAAGAAGUGGUACGACAAGCUGUUCCGCAAAAAUAAUAAGCAGUGGUGGGAGAUGUACGAGGAGGGUGUCAAGGAGGAGGAGCAGAAGCAGGAACUGUUUGACGUGGACGAGCUGGCCAAACAGGUGGAGGAGAUCGCGAAGGAGGCGCACACGGAGCCGGCCAGCAGCAGCAGCCAGUUGAAGCAGUUUAAUCUGAAGACGCCGCCGUCGGGCCAGUCGUUUGACUCGGGAGACCGCAAGACGGUGUCGCCGUUCAAUAUGAAGGUGGUGAAGCCGGAGUCGGAGACGGAGACGGCGGAAUACAGGCCGUUCAAGCUGAACGAACGACGGAAACCGAGCAGGUCUGAAAAUGCCAAAUUAAACCUAAACGCAGUGGAGACAGAGAAAAGGAAAAAAGAAGACUCUACUAACAUCUAUGACGAUGAAGACGAGUUCCCGACCGACGAACGCAACCUGGAAAUCACCUUUAUCUGA